Pleurotus ostreatus (oyster mushroom) is the source of this 1491-nucleotide messenger RNA. RefSeq lists its product as uncharacterized. The record is from RefSeq and is a predicted model, not a curated record. Bases 1 to 1491 code for a protein of 496 amino acids. NCBI's taxonomy places the organism in Eukaryota, Fungi, Basidiomycota, Agaricomycetes, Agaricales, Pleurotaceae. The transcript has a single exon.
AUGUCGACGCAUAUCACUUCUCUUGGGACUCACCACUAUCUCCCAAUUAUCGACGAAGCGAGUCGGCUUCGACAGUGUCUAGUGGAGAGCGAGACUCGCCUCCAACAAGUGGCUUCGGAUCUUGCAGCAGCUCUCUCUGCCGCUGCCAAGCUCCGGCAGGAAUGCGACGACGCGCAGACUCGACUCUCCCUGCUCGCUCCCAUCUGGAAAGUUCCUGUGUACAUUAUGCAGGAAAUAUUCUUUCACUGUUUGCCGGCCGAUCGGUAUAUCAGUCCAGCGUCCACGAAGGCACCCCUGUUGCUGACGCAAGUCUGCUCCUCUUGGAGAAACCUAGCAAUAUCCACACCCAUGCUUUGGAGCUCGUUGUUCGUCGUGCUUAGUCCCUUCAACGCCAAUGAACGUACGCGUCACGUGAAGCUAUGGCUAGGGCGCUCAGGCCAAGGAGCGUUGUGUUUCAAUGUCUACGCUCCAACCGUUGACUUGCAACUUCAUCCUCUGCUUGGUCUGCUAGCCGCUAAUAUUCACCGCCUGAACCAUCUUUCCUUGACCAUCCCCUCUACGCACCUCUCAUCUGUCAACGGCAUAAUCAAUGGGAAUGCCCCACUCCUCGAGUCAGUGGUGAUCACCCUGAGCAAGGGCGGGACAGCAGGACAUCCUACACAUCCACUGCGUAUUACCUCGAAAUCGGCAACUCGACUACGGUCACUCUGGCUUUGCUUUCGUGAUCAGGUCAUGCAGUCGUACUCCUUCAAUACGACACACAUCUUGGACCUCAACAUCGUCCAAACAACGCUUACUGCUGACCAGUGCCUUCAACUGUUAGCUGGGUGUCCGUAUCUGAAGAAGGCACAGCUACAAGUAGUGAACACGCCGAUUUUGGAAGCCAGCGGGUCUAAAUGCGUCACUCAUCAUCACCUGAACUCGCUCGAAAUUCACUCGAUGGUGUCAUUAGGCUCUUUCCUCGAUCACUUGAUACUCCCGAACCUCCUGUAUCUGAUGGUAGCUGAUGCUUCUACCGAUCUCGAGAGCAGCACCAGUUCAAUUGUGUGGCAGCCUUCUUCAUUUAUCAACUUUGUUGGCCGAUCACAAUGCAACAUCACUAGCCUACGCUUUACCCAAGUUUUGGAGUCCGACGAUGCUCUCAUUUCGUGUCUCCGCUCAACAAGUCACUCGUUGAAGGAGCUGCAGGUCUCGGACUUGCGUGGGGUCACAUUUCCUAUCACGGACAGAGUGCUGCAGCUUCUGACGAUUCACCCACCCAAUCCCCAAACGCCUAGCCUGUGCCCAAGGCUAGAAACGAUCAGGUUCGGGACAUGCCUUUCCUCUACAGACGGGGUGCUAGCACAAAUGCUGGAGUCAAGAUGGUACUCGGCAGAGGUCUCAGAAUUUGCUCGUCCGAAAUUCAUGAAUCCCCGUUUGGACGUAAAGCGGAACCCUCGGGACGUGGCAAUGCUCAGUAAGCUUCGCGCUGCUGGAUUGCAAACUGUAUGA